Molecule: messenger RNA, 1822 nt
Organism: Penaeus monodon (black tiger shrimp)
Lineage: Eukaryota; Metazoa; Arthropoda; Malacostraca; Decapoda; Penaeidae
Product: glutamate [NMDA] receptor subunit 1-like
Biological process (GO): chemical synaptic transmission; regulation of membrane potential; ionotropic glutamate receptor signaling pathway
Cellular component (GO): synapse; NMDA selective glutamate receptor complex; neuron projection
Molecular function (GO): NMDA glutamate receptor activity
Source: RefSeq, a predicted model, not a curated record
UGGCAAAGGAUCAGUCUCGCCACAAGACGGCAAAGGGGUUAACAGGAGUCGAUCGCGCAGUAGGCAGUGCUCUGGCAGGCAGUGAGUUAGCAGAGCGGCGCCAAGAGAGGGAGUGAAAAACCAUCUCGAUCGCUGAGCCUCGUGUGGACGCAUACCAUUGCCGAUGUCUCAACACCUACAAGGGAGAUCUGUCGGACGCGGCGUGCUGACGCUGAUUCUGACUGCGCUGGCAGCGGCGAUGAUAGGUCACUCCGACGGAGCCGUCAAUUCCAGGCGCUUCAACAUUGGGGGCGUCCUCCACUCCAACCAGACUCGGCACUUUUUCAGCAAGACGCUCCUGAGGAUCAAUUUCGAUGGGGAGUCUGUGGCCGAAGAAACUACUCUGUACGAAGUGAUGGUGACGAUGCGAGGGAGCCCUAUCACCACCGCCCUCCUCGUGUGCGACUCCCUCAUAACCAAGGGUGUGUACGCGGUGGUAAUAGCAGGUUCCCCAGGCGAGUCGGUCACCACAGCGGCCGUGUCAUACACAACCGGGUUCUUCCACAUCCCAGUCAUUUGCACGUCCUCAAGGGACUCUGCAUUUUCUGAUAAGAACAUCCACGUGUCUUUCCUGAGGACUGUACCGCCAUAUAGUCACCAGGCAGACGUAUGGCUGGCGCUCCUCAAGCAUUUGAAAUACCGCCAAGCCAUACUCAUUCAUUCCUCGGACAGCGACGGCCGCGCUCUACACACGCGCUUCCAGAACCUGGCGCGCGGAGGCGAGGAGGACACCGGAAUUAAGGUAGCCUCCGUGGUUGAGUUUCGCCCUGGGUCGGAAUCCUUUGUAAAGGAGCUUACUGCCGUCAGAGAUCAGUUGGUCAAGGUCAUCCUAGUUUACGCCAGCCGUGAAGACGCUGAAACUAUAUUCCAUGACGCAGACUAUUUGAACAUGACGGACGGCGAUUUCGUGUGGAUAGUGACGGAGCAGGCUCUGGACUCCGCUCUCGUUCCCAUCGGCACUCUCGGCUUACAGCUCCGAUACGCCCACGAUGUACAAGCCCACGUUAACGACGCAUUGCGCGUCGUAGCUUUAGCGCUGAAGAGGUUACACGAGGACGAGGAGUUCAUUCAAGAGCCGCCCAUGUCUUGCGACGAAGAGGACUUUUGGGGAGACACAGGAAGAACGCUCUUCAGGAUGAUUCGAGAGCAGGUUCUGACUGACGGCAAGACAGGCAGGGUAGCCUUUGAUGAACACGGCGACCGCACUCACGCCGAGUACUCGAUCGUCAACGUCCAGGAGCGCAGAAUGCUAGCGACCGUUGGAGAUUUCCUUCAUCAGACAGGGGAUGCCAUGAACUUGUCGUUGAAUCUGUCUAGCAUCGUGUGGCCUGGAGGCUCCCACGCUCAACCCAGGGGGUACUCAAUGCCAACACACCUCAGGGUAAUGACCAUCCAGGAGACGCCUUUUGUGUACGCGGAGCCUGUCACCGACACCCAGAUGUGUUUAGCUGAGGACGAGGUGUUGUGUCCCUUCACCAAUAUUUCUACACAAGAAACAAAGCUCAUGUGUUGCUGGGGAUAUUGCAUCGACCUUCUGCUGGAACUGUCAAGAAUCAACAACUUUUCGUAUACUCUCGAGCUCUCACCAGACGGCCAGUACGGCGAAUACGACUAUAACGAUGAGGGGAAGAAGGAGUGGUCGGGCUUGAUCGGAGAGUUGACGCGAGGGGUGGAAGGCGUGGAUUUGGUUCUGGCGCCCCUGACCAUCAACCCCGAGAGAUCUCAGGCGAUCGAUUUUUCAAAACCAUUCAAGUACCAUGGCAUCACGAUUCUCAUCAAGAGG